AUGAACGUUUUAGACUGGUCCUGCAAUAAUCUCCUUGCCGUAGCUCUCAAUAAAGCAGUUUAUUUGUGGUCAGACACCAUAAAACCUGCAAGAUUUUUACAUGAUUUAUGUGAAGAAUCAGCCUCUUCUUUAUCAUGAAGUCCACAAGGUACCCAUCUCGCAAUUGGAACUUCCCAAGGCAAGCUUUUCUUAUACGACGUAGAAAAAGAGUACCCGCUCCGCUGCUUUAAAGGCCAUAAUUCUCGUAUCGGCACUUUAUCUUGAAAUAGCGUCGUUUUGUCAUCAGGCUCCCGUGACCAAAUAAUCCUCCAGCACGACUUCAGGUCACCUUCCAACUAUUUUUCUAAGCUUUCAGGACAUAAACAAGAAAUCUGCGGCCUUAAAUGAAGUUUUGACGGAGAACAGCUGGCAUCAGGCGGCAAUGACAAUAAAAUUUUUUUAUGAAGUUCUCGAAGUUCCAGCCCUGUCGAAAAAUUUUCAAGCCACACGGCAGCAGUCAAAGCAAUAGCUUGGUCGCCACAUCAACGAGGCCUUUUAGCUUCAGGUGGGGGAACUGCUGACAAGACAAUUAAAUUUUGGGACACUUUUACCUUAAAAGAACUAGCCUCAUAUAACACAUAUUCCCAGGUCUGCAACAUAAUGUUUUCUAAGACUACAAAUGAGCUUGUAUCAACACAUGGGUUUUCUCAACACGAAAUUACUGUCUGAAGUUACCCAAAUAUGCAGAAAAUAGGAACUAUGUUGGGACAUACCAAAAGAGUCUUAUAUUUAGCUAUGUCAGCUGACGGACAAAAUAUCGUGACAGGGGCUGGCGAAGGCGACGAAACUUUAAGGUUUUGGAAUGUUUUUCCAGGAAAUUGCGAAAAUUUCGGAGACUUUAAUUUUUUGAUGGAAAAUGAAGAAUUUAGAUAA
This is a messenger RNA of Blepharisma stoltei, 912 nucleotides long. The record is from the annotation of a GenBank genome assembly. Lineage: Eukaryota; Ciliophora; Heterotrichea; Heterotrichida; Blepharismidae.